Molecule: messenger RNA, 369 nt
Organism: Vitis riparia (riverbank grape)
Lineage: Eukaryota; Viridiplantae; Streptophyta; Magnoliopsida; Vitales; Vitaceae
Exons: 1
Coding region: 1-369 (122 amino acids)
Source: RefSeq, a predicted model, not a curated record
AUGGGGUUUUCAUCCUCAAAUCUGGAAAAUCCUAGGCGGAUGUUGUCAGGAUUCAAUGGAGCCUCUACAACAUCUCUGGGCGACAUCAUGUUACCCAUCCAAGCCGACCCUGUUACCUUGAACGUGCAGUUCUCAGUCAUAGAGGACUUAUCCCCAUUUAAUGCCAUAUUAGGGCGCGUCUGGCUGCAUGGCAUGAAAUCUAUUCCUUCCACAUAUCAUCAGAUGGUGAGUUAUCUCACCGAAGACAGACAAAUUGAUCUCUAUUAUAGCCAGCUAGCAACCCAACAGUGCUACCAAGUGGCACGAGAAGCUGGAUCCAGUAGUGAUAACGGGCCUCCUCCCAAAUCUGCAAGCUUGGCUGAUCAAUAG